AUGAAAGACUGGCGUAAAGCCGUUCAUAAGACUCCCAUCUCAUACACUGUCACUAAUAAUACGCUAAGACUUCAGACACAGUUCGUGACCGUUGUCUCCAUCGCCGGUAUUGUCGUACUCUUCAUCUUGUAUUCAUUGGUACCCAGAAGUCGGGUCUCCACUCUUCACGACCCCAUUCGCGACAAGCAUUUAGACGAUGAUCACCAACACAUCCAUCACCACAAAGACUGUGUCACUCGCACCCCAUAUAACACCACUUAUCCACUCUCGAGACCGGAAUAUCUAUCGGACGAGAAGAUCCGAUUCCGGAUCGCUGUCAUCACCGAUUUGGACACCGAUUCUCGACAGCCGUCUGACGGACACCACGACUCGUGGAUCAGUUAUUUACUCAAAGGAUAUCUCACGUAUUAUCCCAACGAAGACUACAUACAAGUGAAAUGGGAUAAGAGAUCGGUUGGUCUGCACACGACUCUGGCCGCUGAGGGACGAGCCCUGGAGUUGUCGGAACUGAUUGUUUUCAACGGCAAACUCUAUUCAUGCGAUGACAGGACAGGCAUUGUGUACGAAAUGAGAGACAAUAUAGCGAUUCCGUGGGUUAUACUCAACGACGGCGACGGCAAUAAUGGACAACAUUUUAAGUGCGAAUGGCUUUCAGUGAAAGACCAAACACUAUAUGUGGGCGGACUCGGGAAGGAGUGGACGUCGAUUACCGGCGAUCCCAUCAAUAAUAAUCCGCAAUGGAUUAAGACUGUGUCGCCCACCGGCGAAGUGGUCCACCAGAACUGGAGAGACAAUUAUCUGGCGCUGAGGUCUUCGUGCGGAAUCCAGUUUCCCGGUUAUGUGAUACACGAGUCGGCCGUUUGGAGUGAUGUCCACCAGAAGUGGUAUUUCCUUCCGCGAAGAGUCUCGUCGACCAAAUACGACGAGAAAGAAGACGAGAGAAAGGGAUCUAAUAUUAUGCUAAUCUCUAACAAAGACUUCAAAGACGUUCAGAUGAGAACUGUUGGACCAGUUCUGCCAACUCAUGGCUUCUCUUCGUUUAAAUUCGUUCCCAACACUAAAGACAGAGUAAUCGUUGCGCUCAAGUCUGAAGAGGACAGCGGAGUGAUCAAGACAUACAUCACUGGCUUCACUGUCGACGGAAAGGUCUUACUAUCGGAACAAUUAAUAGGAAAUUAUAAAUACGAAGGAAUUGAGUUUAUUUGA
This is a messenger RNA of Medioppia subpectinata, 1206 nucleotides long. The record is from the annotation of a GenBank genome assembly. NCBI's taxonomy places the organism in Eukaryota, Metazoa, Arthropoda, Arachnida, Sarcoptiformes, Oppiidae.